UUCUCAAGUUUGUACUUCCUAUAACUAACCUAAUGAAUAUGAUUGGUUCUUAAUUUUCAAUUAGAAGCAUGUUAUUUGUUUUUUUUUUGCAAAGGAUUGAUGACAUGACAUCAUUAAUCUAUCUUUGUUUUAAUCAAAGAUAUCAUUUAAUGUUUUGUAUUUCCCAUUGAAAUAUUUCAUUGUUGUUAUUUGUCUUAUUCUUUCCUCCGUAAUUCCCGUGUAAUUUUACAAACAAGAACCUAAUUUAAGAAAGGAGCGAGUAACAAGUACAAGAAAUGAAGUCGGAUUCAGAUUGAUUGAUCAAACUUCGUCUACGAUAAUGGUACUAAUCUCAAACCCGAAAUCAAACCCGAUCCAAUCAAACCCAACCUAUUCCAAGCACCACACCUCAGGUAAAUUAAAAGUAGUACGGAAAUACAAAAGAAAUAUUGACACGAUUUACUAGUAGACGACGCUACGUUGUCAUUUUUCAACAAAUGCAACAACUGUGUCUGUGUUAUUCCAUUCUCCACUAUUCCACUCUACCCCUGUUCUUCACAUUUAACUAAUUUUCUUUCCAGAAAUUGCAAAUUUCUUCAUCCUUUUCCCCCAAUUAUCAUGCCAUUUUUGGUUAAAAUUUCUCUCUCCUAGGGUUUCCAUUUCUGCAAUUUUUCAUCAUCAAUGGAGGAGGACCAAACAUCCACAAUUUCAGCCACUAUGAAGGUCGCCAAUGCCAGGUUAGUGAUGAAAAAAAUCAGCGAAACUUUUGAUAAUUCGAACUCAAAUGUGUUUUCAAUUCCUUCUCUUUCCGAACAAUGGAGUGCUUUGCAGAGUUCCUUCUCCAUUGUAGAAGCUUCAAUGGCGAGUCGUGAGAAGGAACUUGAGUCAAAGGAGAGAGAAAUUUUUGAUGUUUUUGAGAAAGUUGAGAUGAUGAAGGAGAAGGCUGAAGUGAAGAGGAGUGAGCUAGAAUUAUGGGAGAAAUCGGUGAAAGAGAGGGUGGAAGAGGUGGAGAGGAGAGAGAAAGGGGUAAAACAGAGAUAUGAAGUGAUUGAGUUGAAGAAUAGGCAGAUUCUUGAGAGUCGGAAGAAGUUGGAAGGGUUGGGGAAGGAGAUUGAGGAGCGUAGUAGGGUGUUGGAGGUGAGAGAGGAGCAGUUGGCUGAACGGUGUAAUUUGGAUGAAGGGUUUCAGUUGAGGGAGAAGGAGAUGAUGGUGCGGGAGCAAGGGCUGGAUUCGAGGGAAAGGCGAAUUCGAGAGCGAAUGAAGGAGUUGGAGUUGAAGGAGAAGGAGGUGAAUGAGGGGGUGAUGUUGAAGGAGAAGGGGGUGAAGGUGCGUGAGGAGGGGCUCGAUUCGAGGGAAAGGCGAAUUCGAGAGCGAAUGGAGGAGUUGGAGUUGAAGGAGAAAGAGGUGAAUGAGGGGGUGAUGUUGAGGGAGAAGGGGGUGAUGGAGCGUGAAGAGGGGCUGGAUUUGAGGGAAAGGCGAUUUCGAGAACAAAUGGAGGAGUUGGAGUUGAAGGAGAAGGAGGUGAAUGAGGGGGUUGAGUUGAGGGAGAAGGGGAUGAUGGAUUCAAGGGAAAGGCGAAUUCGAGAGCGAAUGGAGGAGUUGGAGUUGAAGGAGAAGGAGGUGAAUGAGGGGUUUUUGGUUUGUAGGAAUGAGUUAGAGGUGAAGAAGGAGGAAUUGAUUGAAAGUCGUCGAGGGUUGGGAUUGCAACAGAGGAAGUUGAAUGAGCAGUGUGAUGAGUUGGAGAUGAGAGCUAAGAGAAUGGCGGAGGAGCGGAAGGUGUUUGAGUUGAAGGAGAAGGAGUUGAUUGAGAGUUUUGAAAGGGUGGAGGUGAUGAAGAGGGAGGUUCAGGAAAGGUGUGGAGCAUUGGAAGUGAAGGAGAACGAAUUCGAGGUGCGUCGAGGAAAGCUAGAGUCGAGAGAGAAGGAUGUUGGUGAGUGUAUUUUGGCAGUGAACAGGAAAGAGAGGUUAGUGAAUAUGGAUGCUCGAGCAUUGAAGUUGAAAGAAAAGGAAAUGAGUGAGAGUGCUCGAGCAUUAGAGUUGAAGGAGAAGGAAAUUGAUGAGAGAUGUAAAGGGAUGGAGUUGAUGAAGAAGGAAGUUGAUGAAAGGUGUAAAGCAGUAGAGUUGAAAGAAAAGGAAAUGAAUGACAGGUUUCGAGAAUUGGAGCUGCAAGAGAAACGAGUUACUGAGAGUCGAAAAGGGUUGGGAUUGAUAGAGAAGGAAAUUGAUGAACGUUUCCGAGCAGUAGAAUUGAAAGAAAAGGAACUGAGUAAAGGUGUUCGGGUGCUGGAAAUGAAAGGGAAGCAGACAGAUGAGAGCCAUAAAGGCCUGAAACUGGUAGAGCAGGAGCUCAAUGAGCGGACUCAAGCUUUAGAAUUGAAGGAAAAGGAAAUGAGUGAAGGUAUACAAGCUCUGGAGUUGAGUAAGCAGCAAUUGAAUAGGCAUCGUGAUAGUCUGGAAUCAAAAGAGAAAGAAGUUAAUGAAUACUUGAAGGUAGUGAAAUUGGGAGAGAAGCAAAUGAAUGAUAGUGUCGAAGCUCUAGAACAGAAAGUAAAGCAAAUAGAGGAUUGUUGCAAGGGGAUUGAGCUGAAACAUCGCCAAGCAGCGGAAGUCAGAGAGAAGCAGUUGAAUAAAAAUCUUGAAGUUCUAGAAAUGAAAGCGAAGGAAAUAGAGGAAUGCUUUAGAGUGAUGAAGCUGGAGGAGAAGAAAAUGAAAGAAUAUUCACAAGGGGUGGAUGCAAAAGAGAAGCAAAUUAAUGAGCAGUGUCAGGAUUUGGAGUUGAAAGCGAAAUUCAUUGAUGAGCGUUGCCAAUGUUUGGAGUUGCAAGAGAAGCACAUAGAUGAGCGCUACCAAAGUUUAGAGUUGAAAGAGAGGCAGGUCAAUGAGCUCUGCAGGGCAAUUGAGCUGAAAGAGAAACAACUGAAUGAGGGCCUUCAAGCUCUUGAACCGAAAGAGAAACAACUGAAUGAGGGCCUUCAAGCUCUUGAACUGAGAGAGAAGCACAUUGAUGAAUGUUACCAAAAAUUAGAGCUGAAGAUAGCACAGAUCAGUGAGCACAGUAAGAUGGUUUUGCUGAGAGAGAAGCAACUAAAUGAGCGCCUUCAGGCUCUUGAAACGAAAGAGAAGCACAUUGAUAAGCGUUGUGAAAAAUUGGAAUUGAAAGAAAAACAGAUCAGUGAACAGUGUAGCAUGGCUGAGCUGAAAGAGAAGCAAUUGAAUGAGGCUCUUCAGGCUUUUGAAUUAUUAGAGAGGCAAAUAAAUGAGAAAUACAGGGAAAUGGAGCUAAAAGAGAAGGAGGUCAAUGACCGUUAUGAAGCAAUGGAGGAGAAAGAGAAGCAGAUAAGAAGCUCCACUUCAGUACAAGUUGAAACUAAAGAGCCUUUGCCGGAGACUUUAACAAGCUAUGUUGCUUCAUCAUCCAUUAGGUUGUCUGAUGACAUAAAAUUGCUAUGCAAAAACAUGGACAUGAAAGGUGUAAGAUCUUAUAUUGUUCAGCAUGUCAAGGUGUAUGAUGUAUCGGAGGAUAAGCUUUUCGAUUCUCUUUGUUUGGCAUCAGAUCCAGCAAAGCUUGUGUUAGAUGUGAUUCAAAGUUUUUAUGAGUUGGAGUUGGAAGAGGUUCCAGUGAAAGAUUUUACAAAAGGCUGUAUAUUUCUGUUAGUCCAGUUAAUGAAACUAAGGGCUGAUAUAUCCUCUCAUGUGAAAGAUGAAGCCAGAGAAUUUGCUGACAUCUGGAAGAUGAUGCUGAAGCAGGAUAAUAUUUCUUUGGAGAAUUUUGGCUUUUUACAGUAUGUAGCCUCAUACAAGCUAGCAGAGUUCUACCAGGUGGAUGAUCUCCUUUCACUUUUUGUAACCUUUUGCAAUCAGAGGGAGGUUUAUCAACCUGAGAAGAAUUCAUAUUUAUGCGAUGCAUUGGGACUGACAGUAAAGAUUCCAGACCUUGUCCAAUCUCUUAUUUUGAGAGAUGAACAGCUGCAAGCAGUGCGGUAUAUAUGUGCACAUAAUAUGGAAGAUGCUUUCCCAAUAGCUCCACUAUUGAAAACCCAUUUAGCGAACAUCCACAAGAGAGUUAAGAAGAUACUCAACAGUGGCAGCAGAACAGCUCAGGAUGAUGCUUCUGAUACAGAAUUAACUGCCCUCAAAGAAGUUGUGAACUGUAUUUCCUACUUCAAGCUCGAUUCCCAUCAUUCCCCGGAUUCUCUUGAAUUGCGCAUUGAGCAGUUGGAAGAGGAAAGGGUAAAACGAAAGACCAAUGCAUGUUCGUUUACAAUAAAGAAGUGUUCAGACUUAGAAAAGACAGAUGUAGAGGAGAUGGAAACAAAUAAUCUAACUCUUCCCUCUGACUCCCUUACUGAGAAGAAACGCCCUGCAGUCUCUGUACAGUCUGCUGAACAAAAAAAGCGUCCUAGGGUAGUUUCUCGUCAUGAGUUAACUCCUCAUAAUCCUAUACUUCUUAGACAGCCUGCCAAUAUCUGGCCCAAUGGAUAUCCUUUUUGGCAACAUCAAUAUAUGCCUGUUACUUGGCAUAGCUAUCAUCUUCGUCCCGUGAAUACCAUGUCCAAUGUUCCAUAUAAUACAAGAACAGGUGGGUUAGUUUCUGGAAGUUACCCUGUUGGCAUGCCUACAUUGGUUUAUAACGCUAGGAGUCAAAAUCAGAGAACAGCACGAGACAGUGAUUCCAUUGCAGUGCAAGCAAACUUUUAUAGGAGAUAAGUUGAGCAGAUGAUUAUUUUGUGCGUAGAAACCUGAUCAUGCUAACUAAAUGCGAUGAUGUUUCAAGUACUUCGAAUCUCUAGUCGUGCCAGAUUAUUGACCUUUCAAAGAUACCAGAUGUGCACAAAUUUAGGUAAAGUAACAACCUGUGAAUGUUAAAAUGUGAAUAACAAGUUCAUACGUAGGCAGUAAUUGAAAUUUCUGAAGUCUGUUGAAUUUGGUAUCUGUAUAUGUUCCUCGUUAACAGAAGGCAACAUGUGUAAAUCCUUCAUUAACUUUUUGUUUCUUGCUCGGAUUGGACAUUGUUUAUUGUAAUUAUUGUUAACAGCCAGGUAUGAAGGAUUGUCAAAAGUUGCUGAACAUUUCUCCUGGUGAGUGGUAAAAUUUGUUGGAAGUUCACUCCUUUUCUAAAACAGUAAGUGGUUCGGUGGCUCCCUUCGUUCGCCUGGAAAUGCAACCUCACCCCUUCCCGCAAUGUAAGAUAGAAGAAAUGGUACUAGCCUAAUAGGUUAGAUGUCCUUUUCAACAAGCAUGUUCUUAGAUUUUCUUUC
Molecule: messenger RNA, 5237 nt
Organism: Chenopodium quinoa (quinoa)
Lineage: Eukaryota; Viridiplantae; Streptophyta; Magnoliopsida; Caryophyllales; Amaranthaceae
Product: golgin subfamily A member 6-like protein 22
Exons: 5
Coding region: 661-4686 (1341 amino acids)
Source: RefSeq, a predicted model, not a curated record